Botrytis deweyae is the source of this 4181-nucleotide messenger RNA. RefSeq lists its product as uncharacterized. The transcript has 10 exons. Gene Ontology annotation, cellular component: nucleus. Gene Ontology annotation, molecular function: hydrolase activity, acting on acid anhydrides, in phosphorus-containing anhydrides; damaged DNA binding; ATP binding. The record is from RefSeq and is a predicted model, not a curated record. NCBI's taxonomy places the organism in Eukaryota, Fungi, Ascomycota, Leotiomycetes, Helotiales, Sclerotiniaceae. The coding region runs from base 1 to 2394 and encodes 797 amino acids. Gene Ontology annotation, biological process: nucleotide-excision repair; transcription by RNA polymerase II; positive regulation of mitotic recombination.
AUGAAGUUCAAUAUUGAUGAUUUGCCGGUGCUCUUUCCAUAUCCUAGGAUAUAUCCAGAACAAUAUGCCUAUAUGUGCGAUCUGAAAAGAACGCUUGAUGCCGGCGGCCAUUGCGUUUUGGAGAUGCCUUCGGGUACUGGAAAGACUAUCUCACUGCUGUCUUUGAUCGUUGCGUAUCAACAAUACUACCCAGAGCAUCGGAAACUCAUUUACUGCUCACGUACUAUGUCCGAAAUUGAAAAAGCGUUGGCAGAAUUGAAAGCUCUUAUGAAAUAUAGGGCGGAACAACUCGGACACCAGGAAGAUUUCCGUGGAUUGGGAUUGACUAGUCGUAAAAAUUUAUGUCUUCAUCCUUCUGUGAAGCGAGAGAAGAGUGGUGCUGUUGUGGAUGCUCGCUGUCGAAGUUUGACGGCUGGAUUUGUGAAAGAGAAGAAGGAGAGGGGUGAAGAUGUACCGGUGUGCAUUUAUCAUGAUAACCUGGACCUCCUCGAACCACAUAAUCUUAUACCAAAUGGAGUAUGGACGUUAGAUGGGAUAAUGAGAUAUGGCGAGGAACACAAACAAUGCCCAUACUUUACCUCCAGGCGAAUGAUGUCCUUCUGCAACGUGAUCAUUUACUCGUACCAUUACUUACUCGACCCCAAAAUUGCCGAGAGAGUUUCUAAAGAGCUUUCAAAGGAUUGCAUAGUCGUAUUUGACGAAGCACACAAUAUUGAUAACGUGUGCAUCGAAUCCUUAAGUACUGAUAUCACGGAUGACUCGCUUCGAAGGGCCACUCGUGGAGCAAUGAAUCUCGAAAGCAGGAUUUCAGACUUAAGGGAUAGCGAUUCAGAAAAACUCAAGGAUGAAUACGCCAAGUUGGUCGAGGGGCUACGCGGUGCUGACGAAGCUCGAGCAGAAGAUGCCUUCAUGUCAAAUCCUGCUUUACCAGAUGAUCUCCUCAAGGAAGCCGUCCCAGGAAAUAUUCGGAGAGCUGAGCAUUUUGUCGUUUUUCUGAAACGCUUUAUCGAAUACCUCAAGACACGAAUGAAAGUCCGGCAGGUUAUUUCGGAGACACCGGCAUCUUUCUUAGCUCAUCUAAAAGAGUACACAUAUAUCGAGAAGAAGCCGCUUAGAUUUUGCGCAGAACGUCUAACAUCUCUUGUGCGGACUUUGGAACUUACUAACAUUGAGGACUAUCAGCCACUUCAGGAAGUUGCAACUUUUGCCACCCUCGUAGCGACAUAUGAAAAGGGAUUUCUUCUUAUACUUGAGCCUUAUGAGUCUGAUACCGCCGAAGUUCCUAAUCCUGUUCUUCACUUCACCUGUCUUGAUGCCGCGAUAGCAAUCAAGCCCGUCUUUGAGCGUUUCAGCUCCGUAAUUAUUACGUCAGGUACUAUUUCUCCACUCGAAAUGUAUCCUAAAAUGCUCAAUUUUGAGUGCGUUGUUCAGGAGUCUUACCCCAUGACUCUCGCUCGACGCUCUUUUUUGCCUAUGAUUGUCACAAGAGGAUCUGACCAGGUUGCGAUUUCUUCGGGAUUCCAAGUUCGAAAUGAGCCUGCUGUUGUCCGUAAUUACGGCAAUUUACUAACAGAGAUGUCUAAGCUCACUCCGGAUGGCAUGGUCGUUUUCUUCCCAUCCUACUUAUACAUGGAGUCGAUUAUUAGUAUGUGGCAAGGAAUGGGCAUCUUGGAUGAGGUUUGGAAAUACAAGCUCAUUCUCGUGGAAACUCCUGAUGCACAAGAAACAUCUCUAGCACUAGAGACCUAUCGCACGGCGUGCUGUAACGGACGAGGAGCUAUCCUUCUUUGUGUCGCUCGUGGAAAAGUCAGUGAGGGCAUCGACUUCGACCACCAAUACGGACGCACUGUGCUAUGUAUUGGAGUACCAUUCCAGUAUACCGAAUCUCGAAUCUUGAAAGCGCGAUUAGAGUUCCUCCGUGAAACAUACCGGAUCAGAGAGAAUGACUUCCUAUCCUUCGAUGCCAUGAGACAUGCAGCCCAAUGUUUGGGACGUGUACUUAGAGGGAAAGAUGAUUACGGAAUCAUGGUGUUGGCCGAUCGUCGAUUCUUGAAGAAACGAACUCAAUUGCCAAAAUGGAUCAACCAGGCGAUUCUCGAUAGUGAAGUCAAUCUGAGUACGGAUAUGGCGGUAGGAAGUGCGAAGAAAUUUUUACGGAAUAUGGCACAGCCAUUCAAGGCCAAGGAUCAGGAGGGAAUCAGCACGUGGAGCUUGCAGGAUCUGGAGAAAUUCAAGGAGAAGCAGUAUGAAGAGACGCUUCAAGCAUUGAGAGGUGGUGGAAAGGGCGACCCAAUGGAUGGCAUCAAGAAUGGCAACGAGCAAACAGUUAAAGAAGAUGAGUAUGGCAUGGAUGAUGAUGAAAUGGAGGCGUCGUUGAUGCAGUUAGAUGCGUAGGUAAACUUUGAUGGACAGUUAUCUAUUGACGACAGGAAAGAAUAUGCAUCACAAUUGUACGAUAUCAAUGGCAGCUUUGUGGCCUAAGAAAGGAAAAUAAAUUGGUUCAUUUGGUAUCUAAUUCUGGGGUAGGGCUCUAAUAAUGAAAAGGUAUAACUACAGCCAUUACUUCUAAUUCAUGCUCUUCGCCACAGUCCAAAAGCUGUCCAUUUUUGACCUUGUCAAGGCAUCUCGAGCUGCACUAUCUGUCUCGCACACCUUACUUUGCCACUUCCUGAAUGCUCUAGACUUCUGCUCUCCUUCCCAGACCAAUUGGCAAUUGUUCAGCGUCAUAUCCUUCAACUCUCCUUUCUCAUCUUCUGCCUUCAACCAAUCUUGCAAUGCAUCUGCUUUUGUACCCUCCUUGAUUCGUGUGGGUGAGUUUUCAGUCCAGUCUAUUCGUUGCAUCAUUAGCUUUUUAUAUUGCCUGAUACUAUGCUCGCCACCCUCGACAACUACCAAAUUGAAUCUUGGAUGUAGAAUACAGAUGCCUGUGAGAGCAUGCUGUUCUGCGUUUUUGGCGAUUUUGAAUCUGUGACUACCAUUUGCAAGGCUCCCAAUCUUAAAUACUAAAGCAUGAAUGCCCUUUGCGGCAUCCUUCUCCUGAUUUGCAGCCAGUUUCUCGUGUCUUUGUUCUUUUGUCAACUUUCGAUCUUGGUUCGUCUCGACAUGUUUCUGGUGUCGAUCUGCAAUUUCUCGGUUGACACGAGCUUCGACUGCGGUUGGAUCCUUGACAGCUUCUUCUCCUAAUACACGCAUAAGAUUUCCCUUCUUGACCUUUGGAGGCGGCGCGGGCUCCAAUCCAAGUCUAAUCUUUGCUUGCUGUUCCUUCAAUUCAGCCAUUCGACGCUGUCUCCGUAGUUUGGCUUGUUCUUUCGCGGUCAGGAACAUAGGUUUAGGCGCAGGCGCAUUCUUUUCCUGUGGCGGUUCAAGUAAAACGGGAUGCUGAACAUAUUCUGUAAUAAUUGAGUCUGGGGUGCCGAUUUUGAGAGUCUUUGGAUUCGAAAUAUCGUCAUAAUUCUUGCCAUCUACCAGGCCUUCAUCCCACCAUUCGAUCUCUGGCGGUGCUUCAACAAGGAAUUUCUUCUCGGUAUCGAUAUCCUCGUCAAUACCAAUCUUUCGCGAAGACUCGGCGAUACGCUUUUUCAUAGCCUCUAGGGCAGCCUGUCUUCGAAGCGCAUUCGCUUGUGCUAUAUACUUCCCCUUCUGGUUGAAAACUAGUUGUCUCGAGUGUCGAUUCUUUGGCGUUGCUGUUUGCCCACCUAGGCUCAUAUCAAAGUAUGGAUUGUUGCGAAUCUCUUCCGUCGAAGGCCCCGAAAUAUCGAGUUGUUUCCUAGGCUUCGCCGUCGCCUUUUCUUGUUGAGGGCGAGCAUUUCCGAUGCUGGUUGCGAACUUGGGCGCAGUUGAUUUUGAGGGCUUGUAUUGUCCAAGGUCUUGCAGUGCUGGGUGGAGAUCGACAUUCAAACCUCCUUUCGCAAGCAUAGGAUGUAAACCGACAUUCAACCCACCCUUUGCCUUGCUACCACCGACUGCAGCUGCGACUCUAGCUUUUAGAGAUGCGAGCUUCUCGGCAGCAGACUCUGGCUUGCCAACACGGCUGGAGGAAUCAUGUCGAGGUGCCAAAAUUGGAGAGGCUUUCCCUCGAUCCAUGUUGUCGAAAAUAUAUGUUUGUCAAUUGUGUAUUAGAAAAGAGAUAUGUGGCACACAUACACCAAGUUGGUGAUCCUGAAGUAUCGUAAUCGUUGAGU